This is a messenger RNA of Letharia columbiana, 4233 nucleotides long. RefSeq lists its product as uncharacterized. The record is from RefSeq and is a predicted model, not a curated record. Bases 1 to 4233 code for a protein of 1410 amino acids. Lineage: Eukaryota; Fungi; Ascomycota; Lecanoromycetes; Lecanorales; Parmeliaceae. Gene Ontology annotation, cellular component: nucleus; U2 snRNP. The transcript has 4 exons. Gene Ontology annotation, molecular function: protein binding; U2 snRNA binding. Gene Ontology annotation, biological process: mRNA splicing, via spliceosome.
AUGUCGGUUCGAACUACUGUCCUUGAGAAUGGAAGAUGGGUCACUAGAAACGUGGACCCCUACCAUGUAAGAGCCCAAAAUGCAGAAACGCCGCGCAAAGAACGGAGUCAGCCGUCGAUCAGUAUUCCAAAGACGCCUUCUUUAGGAAUCCUUACGAAGACUCUGGUCAGAAGUUCCGUCAUCAACCGGAUUAUCCCUGCGAGAAUACGGCACAAGACGAAGAACGACGUGCUCUUUAUAUCGGCAAAUUCAGUAACAAUCAAAGAAGCCAAAGCGGACUACACUUUAAGAGAAAUAGCCACCAAGAGUGACUUUGACUCAGCAAUCAAGUCCGCUAGAGUAAUCGGAGAGCGAAGGGAGCUGACAAGACACGACUACAGCUAUAGAAAGCUCAGGAAGGAGGAGCGUUGGGAUGAUACCCACACUAACAAACAUAACGAUUUGGUCCCGGAAGAAAAUCUUCCGGAUCGUGCUCCCCUGUACCGACGAGAGCUUCCACCUCAUAUCCUCGUUCUAGCUUUGGAGUCGAACAGGCUUGUGUUCUUGUGUGCAGUCAGUGGAGAUUUGGAGCAUGCUGAACUUUUCUGGAGUCAGAAGGCGUUGCCAGCUCCGACCUCGCCUUUGCAACGCCUUGGCGAGCAUAUUGCUGUCGAUCCGAAGUCCCGAGCAAUGGCUGUUGCUGCUCACGAAGACAGAGCUUACGUAUACGCUUUGAAGCCAAUGAACGAGAUGAGAGCAGAGUUCAAGGAGAAGUCUCAGCUUGGGCCGAUCAAAGAAGAAAAGCUCAUCUUGCUGGGCGGAAGAAUUCUGAAGAUGGAAUUCCUCCAUCCGCCGGAGGACGAGCCAAACCAAAUUAUUCUGCUGUUCGUUGUCGCAAGGGAUCGCCAAAGUUGGUUGUUUUGGUACGACUGGAACGCUGAUAUGCCUUUGCACCUGUCUCAGCCGAGGCCAAAUAAGAUAGCUUUGCAUCCAGACGAACAGCUGCCCUUACUUCUGAUACCUCUUAUGAAAAACAGUGCAUUUAUCAUGGUGUGUGAGAAACGCCUGGUCUUGAUCAAGGAUAUCUUGACGGGGGGUUGCCACCGGUUCUUACAUCGCCUCGCCGUUGAGCAAGAGCCUCAAGAACCUGGCGUUUCUACGAGGCGGCCACUUUGGGUUCAAUGGGCAAGACCAAUGAGAUCCAAGAGGAAGAGGCCUAACGAAGACAACAUAGUCUUAUGCCGAGAGGACGGGAUUGUGCAGUAUGUGGUGAUUGAUCAUGGUCUCAAAGAGAUGAUCGACAGCAACCACAACGUUGGCAGACUCGGGGUCAACAUCAACACAUCAUUUGCGACUGUAGAUAUUGGUCUUUAUACAGAGGAUGUGCUGAUCGCAGGCGGCGACGAAAGCGAUGGAGGUCUGUGGAGCUUUCCACCCCGUCAGAAAAGUCCCAAUCAGCGAGGUACUUUACCAAAUUGGACGCCGAUCAAUGAUUUCGCUAUUGCCAAUGUUCCGAUGGACCGACAGAAUGCAGGGAUCACAGUUGCAGCAAACAACGCCUCAAAGGGACAACAACGGCUGUUCGCAUGCUCCGGCAGAGGAAAACACGGCGCGAUCUCAGAGAUACGCUACGGAGUGCAAGCAUCGAAGAAAAUCAGCACAGUACCUGAUCUUAUCGAUGAAUUGAAAAAUGGGUUGUUUGGAAUUUGGGCCUUGCACGGCUUCUACGGAAACACAGACGAGCAAGACAGGCAAGACAAUUAUCUGGAAGACGUCACAUAUAUCAUCUUGUCUCACCCACUGCGAACUUAUCUUCUGCGAGUGUGGCUGAAGCAAGAACCAGAACCCACUAGCGAUGAUGUAGGCCUGCUAGACGCUGAUUAUAAACUCAUUGACCAUGAUGUGGGUCUUGACCUCAACGCUAGGACGAUCGCUGCAGGGCGCACAAAUCGAGGCCUCACUAUUCAAAUUACAGAAACCUCUCUUAUGGCCACAUCAUUGCCUUCGCCACCGUCGAACGACAAAGAGAUUAAAGAAGAGGAUAUGGAGGACACAAAGCCGGACAAAAAUCAACUUGACGCCGAGAGAUAUGAGCCAGGAUCUAAGUAUCCAUUUGGAGACUCGCGGAUUCUGGCGGCCUGUAUACACACAACUGCGGACAACACCAUUAUUGUUUUCGCUACCCAACGGAAUGGACAGUUUUAUCUAGAAUCUGGAAAUUUUGCCAAUGAAUAUCAGCAUUUGGAUCAACAAAUACCGCUUCACGUACAACCAUCCUGCCUCUCUGUGCUGGAAACCGGAAAAGAACUUCUCGUACUCGUUGGUACUCUUGCGGGAGAGCUGGAUAUCUAUCUGCCGGCCAACAUUGGCUCCGGGCUCCUGAACCCUGCUACUACCAUUCACCAUACUUUUGCCGGUCCCUUUGGUAUAUGUGAUAGUAUCGCUAUCAUCGCAAGAGCCACGAGCAAAGGGGUACAACCGCUCCUUGUCUGUGGCCUCCGCGAUGGCACUGUGGAAACAUUAAAUCUGAGCAAGGAACUGGCUUUCGGCCAUACUUCCGUGGCUGUCCUUAAGGACACAACGGCCAAUAGAGUCGUCAUCCAUUGCGAGAACACUUUAUGCACCCUAGAAUAUCCCCAAAAGGACGAUAAAGCACCCGCGACGGUGCUCAACGUGUGGAUAACAGACCCAUGCAAACCUUCACUUCAGCAAGGUAAAAUCUCUGCAAUCAGUCAAGUUGUGGAUUCAUGGUUGCCCGGAGGAACCCCUGGAUUCACCGCUGAAUCUUUCGUUUGCAUGGAUGGCAAUAAACUCCAUACGAUCUCUCUCGAUUCGCAGCCAAAAAUGGUUCCUCGCCGUCUAGAGCUUGGUGGGAGUCCUGUUAGAGUGUUAUAUUCAAAACGCCUGGAUAAGCUCAUUGUUCUCCACAACAAGUUCGAAGUUCUUCGGUCUGCUAGACAAAUCCAUGGGCGACCUAACGUCCGAGGCAAGCGUGCUCUGCGCCCGAUGAUCUCGUUUCUGGACUCGGAUGUUGACCCAGUCGCCGGGCUUGAUCCCGAUGCAAUGGACAUUGAUGAUGGGGAAGAGCCCAAAGACAAUCAAGCGCUCAUGAUAUCGGAAUGCAAACCAGGCGAGAAGUUCCUUGGUAUGACCGAGUGGUUCCCUAUAGUUGGCGUCAACGAGUACCAUAUGUUGGUCAUUAACACCAUGUUGACCCGGGCACAAAAGCCAGUCGGGCGGUUACUCUUCUUCGCAAUUACCAAGGAAAGAAGCAAUCAGCCUCCAAAACUUGUCACAAAGAAAGCGAUUGAUACGGAUGAACCUGUGUAUUCUGUGGCUAUAUACCCUGACAAGUCGCUCGUCUACUGCUGCGGAAACGAUCUAUACAUGCAGUCUCUCGGGGUAGCUGAUCCAUCUCGGAUCAAUUGGCAAACUCCAGUCAAAGUUGCAAUGCGGUCACCGGGAAGGCAUAUAACCGUGAAAGAGCCAUACAUAUAUGUUUCAAGCAGUCGUGAGUCGUUGUCAGUAUAUCGGUGCGAUGCUGGUCAGCUGAUCUACCAGUUCGGGGAUCAGUCCGCUCGAUGUGGUUUACAUCAUCUUCAGUUGCCCACCCACUCACUUGUUCUAGCUUCGGAUAUGUCAAAUACAGUCGUAGGACUAUGGCAGCCUCCCGAGCGAAGGAUCGAUAAUGCGAUGACUACAGUGUUUGAGGCUGUGUUGCAAGGGUCCAUAACCCGUCUCAGACACGUCAGUCGUCCGAUAUGGUCUCACGAUCCUCGUAGUUCCCUUGAAAGCAAUGGGAACAAGCCCGUCAACUCUUCACCACCAGGGGAUGAAGUAAUACUCGGCUCCUCCGCAGAUGGUACUCUGACUCAAAUGUCUAUCCUUUCUAGCAUUGAAUGGCGCUUCCUUCGCUUCACUCAAAACAUGGCCGAGCGACACCCCAUAAUCUGCCCCUUCCACCCAGGCAAGCCCCAUCGAAGACACAUCGAGCCUUCGGCUGCCCGACCGCAUUACAUGCAUAUCAACGGGGACAUACUCGAACGAAUAGUCGAUCGAGGGGGCGAAGGCCUGUUGAACGACAUGCUAGAUGUGGAACCGGACCAUGAAAGCCACACGGACUUUGGGUCUAAGGAAGAGAGGAGGGAGAGGUUUGAGGAGUUGGCGAAGGCAGUGCUGAAGGACGUGGAGAAGGGCGACGUGUUGGGAAGGGUGGUACUGUGGCUUAGGUACCAAUUGCGGAAUGCGCUUUAG